UCAACGCGAUGCGCUAGCCGCAGCGGUGAUCGAUGGUCCAUGGAGUUCCGUGUGUGUAAGACGGAGAAAGAAACGCCGGCUGUAUUUAAUUUUUGAAGGAAUUUGAAGAGAAAUCGGAAGCGAAAUGUCGAGAUCUCAGACAGAGAAAGACAGGAAAUCUCAGGAGAAAUACCAGGCAGUAUUGGCAAGAUUACUACGAGAAGAAGACAAUAAAUCCUGCGUUGACUGUCUAGCAAAAGGGCCAAGAUGGGCAUCGUGGAACCUUGGCUUGUUCCUGUGCAUACGAUGUGCUGGCAUCCAUCGCAACCUUGGCGUUCACAUAUCCAAAGUCAAAUCAGUCAAUCUGGAUUCUUGGACAGAGGAACAAAUAAUGUACAUGGAGACUAUUGGAAACGCACUUGCCAGGAAAUACUAUGAAUGCAAUCUCCCUGCAGAGUUCCGAAGACCACAGACAGACUCCCCAGUAGAACAGUUUAUCAGGAACAAGUACGAGCACAAGAAGUAUGUUGACAAGACCAUGCAGCCGCCAAAACCAUCUACAUCUCGGGUGAAGAAGGAAAGCAACAAAGAGAACCGAGAUGGGGACAAGGAGAAAAGGAGAGCAAAGAAACAAGAGAAGAAUAACAUUGCCCUUCCAAGACCAUCAGAUAAUACUCCAGCAGUCAAGAAGCAACAAGCUCCACCGGCACAAACCCUCGCUGCCCAGGCAGCUACCAUCACAGCAGUGCAGAGCGCCCCCACACUCUCUGCUGCCCCUACGAGUUCCACAGUAGCUCCUGCUGCCAAGUCUUCAAGUGCUGUUGAUCUCUUUGGACUAGAUACUCCUACAGCACCGAUGGGUAACGGUGAUCUUCUUGGCCUGAACACACCCGAGAAACCAAUCCAGAGCCAGAUCUCCCCUGCGCACAGUGCGAACGCCCCGGCACCUGAACCAGUCAUUGAGGAGUCCCUCUUCGGCACAGAAGACACCUCCAAGUCAGCGUCGUCCAAGACGUCCAAAGAAUCAAUCCUGGCACUCUACGGGUCAUCAAGUCAGAGCCAACAGAAUUAUGGUGUUCCAGGAGGUGUGUACAUUCCAUCGCAACAACCAAACCAAGUGAUGAAUGGUGGUAUGCCAGCAACUCAGGGAGGUGUACCGCAGCAACAACCCAAUGCAGGGUUCCCGCCGCAAAACAGCUACAACAUGGGCAUGAUGGGUGGUGUACAGCCGAUGCCAGGGCAGAACGUGAUGGGCAUGUACAACCCACAGCAAGCCCAUUUACAACAGCAACACCAGCAACAAGCUAUGUUUCUACAGCAACAACAGCAGCAGCAACAACAACAAGCACAGGCUCAAGCUCUACAACAGCAGCAGCAGCAGUAUCAAUGGGAGCAGAUGCAGCUCAUGCAUAUGCAACAGAUGCAAAUGCAGCAGCAGUACGAUAUGAUGCACCAGGUCCAAGCACAAAUGCAGAACAUGAGGGUGGGCGGGGCUCCAGGAACAAUGCCUCAGCAGCAGCAGCAGCCCGGUGGAUGGGGCAUGCCCAGCAAUAACCCUCCCCAGCCAGCUACGGGAGGAAUGCAUGGUGGCUUCGCCGGUGCACAGCAACCCAUGGUCGGAGCGGGCGGAGCCGGGGCUGGAUGGGGCGCCACCGGCAUGUCAUCAGGACAGACGCUGAGCAGUAACUUAUGGAAAUGAUGAUAGCGGGUGUGCGCUUGGUCAGCGACAUAGUGUGUGUAUGUAUGUAGGUUUUACGAUAGAGCUUGGAUACGCCCCCUGCUGCUCUGUUGUAUGAGCAUGUUGAGAGUGGAAACUCUGUCUACCAUCGCCCUUGUGACCAUCAAAUUAACCUUGCCCUAUAUGGAUACAGUAGGCAGCAAAGAAUGAGUUAAACCGUUUACUACUUUAUCCUGCAUUUUUAUAAGCUUUGUAGAGGGACCAUCCUGUUCUGGUAGAAGACAGGUUAACCCGUUGACUACUGAGUCCUGCAUUUCUUAGAACUUUCCUAUAGGGACCAUCGGACCAGUAGAAAACGGGUUGACCUUUUGACUACUGAUUCCUACAUUUCCUGUAAGCUUUGUUCAGGUACCAUCUGAUUCCAGUAAAAAACUACUGAAUCCUGUGUUUCCUAUAAGCUUUGUAAAGGAACCAUCUGGUUCCAGUUGAAAACAGGUUAACCUGGUAACUACUGAAUCCUGCUUUUCCUAAAAGCUUUGUACAGGAACCACCUGGUCCAGUAGAAAACAGGUUGACUUGCUGACUACUGAUUCCUGCCUUUCCUAUAAGCUUUGUACAGGAACCACCUGGUUCCAGUUUAAAACAGGUUAACCUGGUAACUACUGAAUCCUGUGUUUCAUAUAAGCUUUUUACAGGAACCGUCUGGUUCCAGUAGACCAUAGGUGAACAUAUCCUCAUAGUUGCAUGUUCUUGGGCAGGUUUGAUUGCGAUGUCGUAGAGAACACAUGUUUACACAUUCCUUUGAUAGUAAACUACUUUGAAAUACCAAAUGCCAUGACAAACAGCAUAAUUCAUUUUUAUUCCUACUCAGAAGUCGGUCAUACGCAGCUACCCAAAGCCAAUUUAAUGCGCUAUCAUUUUACUGCAUAAUCCUGAUUUACAGUGUAGGGUAAAAAUAAAUUAUUGGGGUUUACCAUGACCUAGCUUUUUUAAUGCAGUUUACCUCGUCAUGAUCGGGUAAGGCGGAAAGCUUUGCAUGUUUGGAUGAACACCAAGACACUUUUGAGGCCAUUUUACGAAUAUUAUAUGAGUACUAUAACUGCUGGAAAGAACAGUGUGACACAGUGUGUUCAUAAAGUGCACAUAAAGAUGCACAUACGGCCAGAAGGCGGGUUGACGUGUUUGCAUAUGCUCACAAUUUUUUAUUGUCAGACCGGAUUGAGUAAAAAAUGACAGCUUGACCACUGAACUAGAAAUCGGUAUAAUAGCAAACAAUAGCUAUUGCUAAACAGACAAUAGAAAAUGUUGAUUUGAAAAGACAGGCACACGUGUCUCUUAAAAAGUUGUCAUGGAUAAAGAAUCUCAAAACGGGUUUCAGUUUACUUCUGGUGUGUGUGUAUACGCACCAAAUUGCAGGCUGGAGGCCGGUGUCGGAGGCGGUUUCCAACCCAACGCAUAUGUAUCUUGGGCCUAUGUGAAGAUGUGAUACACAUGGGGCUCGGAAACGGGGCUGCCUGCACUUUUUCCC
Messenger RNA from Lytechinus variegatus (green sea urchin), 3185 nucleotides. Its product is annotated as stromal membrane-associated protein 1-like. The transcript is spliced from 11 exons. The record is from RefSeq and is a predicted model, not a curated record. Lineage: Eukaryota; Metazoa; Echinodermata; Echinoidea; Temnopleuroida; Toxopneustidae. Gene Ontology annotation, molecular function: metal ion binding; GTPase activator activity. The coding region runs from base 125 to 1678 and encodes 517 amino acids.